CGAGGAUGACUUCGCGGGAAGCCGGGGCGAGAUAGACUGUUACAGGUAUGGAUUCAUGCCCGAAUUCUUGAAUUAGGGAUUGUGCUUCGAGAUUUGCUACAAGCAUCCGAAGAGCGCGGUGGGGAAUUCCCAUUUCCUAAGUCGCUCUCUCUCUCUCUCUCUCUCUCUCUCUCUCGUGUAUGCCUUGCGUCGAUCUUCGAGGACUCCACGUGGGCUUUCGAUGCGAGACGGUCCUUUUUUGUGUACAUUAAUUCAGUCGUAGCGAGAUUUCGAUGCGUAAAACGGUGACGGUAGAUGAUCCACCUCGUUCCCAUCUUUCUCAUGAUUCCCAAGAACAUUUCUCCUUCCAAUUCCAACUCGACGCUGCCUUGUGUGGUUCCGCUUUAUUCUCGCCCCCUUGUCUUUUUUUCCCCGGAUAUCGGAUGCGAAGGCAGGCAAAUUAGGGUUCUAGAGUCCCCCAAUUACUGUUUCAUUUUGAUUUUAUUCUUUCAUUUUGAUCGUCUCAUUAAGAUUCCAAUUACUUUUUUUUUAUUCUACUGCUAAAAAUUUGGAUUUCCCUCCCCUCUAUUCAUGUGAGAUCUUUCUGUCGCUAUAUCUUGUUUAUUCUAUCCAUUCGUCUUUAUGCUUGGAAUCCAAUUUGUUGUACGUAAUCGAUUAGUGGUUGGGUUGAAUUGUUAUUCCUUCCUGCAUAUUCUUUAAAAUGAAGCUUUUUGUUCACGUCAUUGAGGCCCGUGGUCUUCCUGUAAUGAAUAUGAAUGGGUCAUGUGAUCCCUAUGUGAGAUUGCAGCUUGGCGGUCGUAGGUCGAAAACUAAGGUCAUCAAAAAGAACUUGAACCCUUUUUGGGAUGAAAAGUUCAGCUUCCUUGUCGGGGAACUCAGUGAAGAGCUUACUGUCUCAGUUCUCAACGAAGAUAAGUACUUUAAUAAUGAUUUCUUGGGGAAGGUGAAGGUGUCAUUGUUGAAGGUCUUGGACGCUGAAAACCUAUCCCUGGGGACGGCCUGGUACCAGCUGCAACCCAAGAAUAAGAAGUCGAAGAACAAAAAAAGGGGGGAAAUUUGUCUCACCAUACAAUUGUCCCCUAGAAAUACUAUCUUGGAUGAAUCUUCUAUUGUCUCACAAGCACCUUCUGGUGAUCUUGCAUCAAGUUCAGAGACCUCCCAACUGAUGAGGGAAGCGCCUUUGUGUACUUCUGGUGGCAAAAUUGAUUCAUCUUCUUUGAUGGAUCUUGAAGAAACUAGAGCUACCAAGGAAAAUAAGUCAAACACAACAUCUUUUGUUGAGCUAUUGUCUCAGAUGUUCCGUGGGAAGAAUGCAGAAUCUGUUCCUUUAGCUGAAAAUAGGGACCUUGAUUCCUUAGAACAGUCAGAAGGGACAUCUACGAAAGCGGAUGUAUGUGCUGACUCAGCUGACAAUGUACCAUGUGAGAACAAAUUCGAGGAACUACUGGAAACUAUGGCCUCAAAAUGUCUCGGGUCUGAUAUGCCUGGGCAUCUACCUGGUGGAAUAUUACUUGAUCAAUCUUACGCUAUUGCACCAGGUGAUCUGAACUCACUUCUUUUUUCACCAGAUUCAAAUGUUAGGAAAUCUUUUGCAGAGCUUCAAGGAACUACAGAUCUGCAAAGGGAACCGUGGAGGCUUCUUAAUGGUGAAAGUAGUUUAAAGAGAGUGCUGACUUACACAAAAGCUGCAACUAAACUGAUCAAGUCUGUGAGAGCUACAGAGGAGCAGACAUAUCUGAAUGCAGAUGGAAAACAGUUUGCAGUUUUAGCAAGCGUAAGCAUUCCUGAUGUUCCUUGUGGUAGCUAUUUUAAGACAGAGAUCCUCUAUUUGAUAAAGCCUGGGCCUCAGCUGCCAUCAGCUAAUCAAUCAUCACAUUUGAUUAUAUCAUGGCGUUUAAACUUUCUUCAAAGUACAAUGAUGAAAGGCAUGAUUGAAAGUGGAGCAAAGCAAGGUCUUACAGAGAGUUUUGCCCAGUUUGCUGACAUUCUUUCCAAGCAUGUUAAACCAGUUGCUUUGGAUGACUCUUCUUGCAGCAUAGAGAAAAACUUGGUUCUACCAGAGAUAAAACGGGAGUCUAGUUUGGGCUUGGCAUUCCAGUUCCUCCGGAAUUUUACAGUUCUACUCUCUCUCUUUGUAGGAUUAUAUGUCUGUGCUCACAUCCUAAUAGCCAAACCUGGCACGGUUCAGGGGCUUGAAUUUGUUGGACUUGAUUUGCCUGACUCCUUCACAGAACUUCUAGUGUCUGCAGUUUUGACGCUUCAAGGGCAAUAUGUUCUAGAAGUAAUAGGACGUUUUUUGCGUGCCAGAAAACACAAUGGUAGUGAUCAUGGGGUUAAAGCACAAGGAGAUGGUUGGUUGCUAACUGUUGCAUUGAUUGAGGGAAGCAAUAUAGGAGGUGCAUAUUCAUGUGGGUUCUCUGAUCCCUAUGUUGUCUUUACAUGCAAUGGAAAAACAAAGACAAGCACAAUUAAGUUCCAAGCAGCAAAUCCAGUAUGGAAUGAGAUAUAUGAAUUUGAUGCCAUGGAUGAUCCUCCAUCUAGAAUGGAGGUGGCGGUUUAUGAUUUUGAUGGACCAUUGGAUGAGGCUAUAUCUCUUGGUCAUGCAGAAGUCAACUUUGUGAAAUCUAAUUUAUCAAAACUAGCUGAUAUCUGGAUUCCUCUUCAAGGAAAAUUUGCUCAAGCAUGUCAGUCUAAGUUGCGUUUGAGGAUUUUUUUGAGCAAUUCAAGGGGCAAUGGUGUUGUCACAGAUUAUCUAACAAAAAUGGAGAAAGAGGUCGGCAAGAAGAUAAAUCUGCGGUCACCUCAAACAAAUUCUGCAUUCCAGAAGCUCUUUGGUCUCCCACAAGAAGAAUUUCUCAUUAAUGACUUUUCCUGUCACCUGAAACGCAAGAUGCCUUUACAGGGUCGGCUUUUCCUUUCUUCAAGAAUUAUCGGGUUUUAUACGAAUAUAUUUGGACACAAGACCAAGUUUUUCUUUCUCUGGGAUGACAUUGAUGAUAUCCAAGUUAUUCCGCCAUCUCUGGCAAAUGUUGGUAGUCCUUCUAUGAUUAUAGUCCUAUGGCAAGGUAGAGGUAUGGAUGCAAAGCAUGGAGCAAAAGAAAUAGACCAGGAUGGAAGAUUAAAAUUUCAUUUUCAGUCAUUCGUCUCAUUCAAUGUAGCCAGCAGGACAACCAUGGCAUUGUGGAAAGCAAGAUCUUUGAGUCCUGAGCAGAAGGUGCAACUUGUUGAAGAAGAAUCUGAAGCAAAACACUUUCAAAGUGAAGAAAGUGGAUCAUGCUUGGGAUUUGAAGAUGUCAAAACGUUUGAGAUCUAUGCUGAUGGCCUUCCAAUGGCUGCUAGUUUUGUAAUGAAUAUAUUUGAAGGAGGCCCAUUGGAACAGAAGAUUAUGCAGAAAGUCGGUUGCCUUGACUAUUCAGCCACACAAUGGCAACCAGUUAAACUUGAUGUAUGGCAGAGGCGAAUCGGUUACAAAUUCGAUGGUAAUUUAUCACGUUUUGAAGGGGAAGUGACCAGCACUCAGCAAAAGUAUCCCUUGCCUAAUAGAAAUGGAUGGAUUGUAGAAGAGGUUGUCUCUCUCCAAGACCUCCUACUUGGUGAUUGUUUCAGUCUUCUACUGAAAUACCGGAUAGAGGAUCUUCCCUCUGUAUCCAAGGGAUGCAGUGUUCAAGCAUCCCUGGGAAUUGCUUGGCUGAAAAGUACUAAACACCGAAAGAAGAUCACAAAGAACAUAAUUACUGAUACUUCUCUUCGCCUCAAAGAGAUAUUUUCUCAAGUCGAGAAAGAGCUACAAGAUGGGAACCAGAUUCUGUGAUAUUAGCUGAGCCCAUUAAUUUUGAUACUAUUAGACUUCAAAGAGGCUGCAUGUUUAUCUGAUAUUCAAUAUGGUUCACUGCUAAUUUAUCUGCUGAAUUUGGAGGUAUUUGAAAUUAGAUCAGCAAACAACCAAGACAGCUACAUUUCUUUUCUAGCAACGGUGAGAGGAUCAUGGGUGUUUUGACUAAUGGACUUGAAUUAGACUCUAGAAUAUAUUGGGUGUCAUGGAUCAUCUUCGGUUGUCUCCUCGUUCUCAUAGAUGACAUCAAUCUUGCUGUCUUGAAACUCGGAUAUGCUUACGAGAUUAAACCUGUCACUAAGAUAUGUUUACAGGAUAAAUGGAGGAUGAGUAUUCCAGUGAAGUUCUGGUUUGAUCCUUUGGUGCACUGUAGCUGGAACUGUGAUCGAUUGAGACAAUUGUGGCACAUGCUGAUUGUUGAUGCUAAGAGAACAGUUGUUUAAACGAUAUAUAUCCGAAGGAAACAAAAGAAACCUUAUUUUGCCUGCGAAAACCAACUUGCGGCUACACAUUAGAGUAUAUGAAUUUAGGUGUCAUUAGAGUAUAUGAAUUCCAUGUAUAUCUCCGAUACUAUUGUGUUAUAUGAUGUACCAUGAUUUUUUUUUCUGAAACGCAAUUAAGUGAGAAAUUUGCUUUAAGCAAGGUUUA
Messenger RNA from Musa acuminata AAA Group (dessert banana), 4480 nucleotides. RefSeq names its product C2 and GRAM domain-containing protein At1g03370-like. The transcript has 9 exons. Lineage: Eukaryota; Viridiplantae; Streptophyta; Magnoliopsida; Zingiberales; Musaceae. Bases 701 to 3811 code for a protein of 1036 amino acids. The record is from RefSeq and is a predicted model, not a curated record.